Paracoccidioides brasiliensis Pb18 is the source of this 513-nucleotide messenger RNA. RefSeq lists its product as uncharacterized. Bases 1 to 513 code for a protein of 170 amino acids. The record is from RefSeq and is a predicted model, not a curated record. The transcript has a single exon.
AUGACAACCCCCUCCAUAAACCCAGACGACACCCUAGGUGAAAUCCUCUCAGCCCUCACAAAGAUCCAACUCGACAACUCCCAACUCGCCAACUCAGUCGAGAACAUCAAGGGGCGCGUUGCUCUGCUGGCAUCCUCAUCUCACCGCAACAACUUCGCCGUUGCGGAUGAUGAUACAGAUGCGGAUGUUGAUGCAAUAACAGCGAAAGUCGAUGGUGGCCAAGCAAUAUCUAGUAGCGCCUCCGUUGCUAUUGGGAAUGCAGUGGAGGUGGAACAGGGGUCUACUACAGUUCCAACCAGCACAUAUGUCAGCCCGUUGAUGAGUCCAGAUGCUGGUACCGGUACCAGUACCCCUCGCAAAUCGACAGCAUCGUCCCGUAUCAUCCUGACAACAUACCCCGGGCAAUCCGGUAUAAACCCCAUCGCCAUGGACUGGGGGAACCCGGACCCCAUCAAGCGGGGCCCUGUCGUAGUGAGCAGGCAUCCCAGCACUGUCAAGAGGAGAAACGGUUAG